GACACUGUUCUCGUCAGCUUCGUAGUGGACCGUACCAUCUUAAUUUCGAAGUCUGAAGACGUAACAGUAGGAGAAUAUUACAGAACACCGGAACUGCGCACUAUACGUUAUACACCAAAGCAGCCCUGUUUCUGGAUUUAGGGCCAUGGCUACCGGUAGCAGUGUAGCCCAGAAGACCUGGGAGAUGACUAACAACAUGCAGGAGGUGCAGAGUAUCGAUGAAAUUUACAAGUACGACAAGAAACAGCAGCAGGAGAUUCUGGCAGCCAAACCCUGGACAAAAGAUCAUCAUUACUUCAAGUACUGUAAGGUGUCUGCCCUAGCGCUACUGAAGAUGGUUAUGCAUGCUCGAUCUGGAGGAAACCUGGAAGUGAUGGGCCUUAUGCUUGGGAAGGUGGAUGGGGAAACCAUGAUCAUUAUGGACAGUUUUGCUUUACCGGUUGAAGGAACAGAAACCCGUGUUAACGCUCAAGCAGCUGCCUAUGAGUACAUGGCUGCAUAUAUAGAGAAUGCAAAACAGGUUGGUCGUCUUGAAAAUGCUAUUGGCUGGUAUCAUAGUCACCCUGGGUAUGGCUGCUGGCUUUCUGGGAUAGAUGUCAGUACUCAGAUGCUUAAUCAGCAAUUUCAAGAACCUUUUGUUGCUGUUGUUAUCGAUCCAACCAGGACAAUAUCUGCAGGCAAAGUUAAUCUUGGGGCUUUCAGAACAUAUCCAAAGGGCUAUAAACCUCCAGAUGAAGGUCCCUCUGAGUACCAGACUAUUCCACUGAACAAAAUAGAGGAUUUUGGUGUACACUGUAAGCAGUAUUAUGCCUUGGAAGUUGCAUAUUUCAAGUCUUCCCUGGACCGAAAGCUUCUCGAGUUGUUAUGGAAUAAGUAUUGGGUGAAUACUUUGAGUUCUUCCAGCUUGCUAACUAAUGCAGACUACACAACUGGACAAGUGUUUGACUUAUCUGAAAAACUAGAGCAAUCGGAAGCUCAACUCGGCCGUGGAAGUUUUAUGUUAGGAUUAGAGACCCAUGACAGAAAAUCUGAAGACAAACUCGCCAAAGCAACAAGAGACAGCUGCAAGACCACAAUUGAGGCCAUCCAUGGAUUAAUGUCUCAAGUGAUAAAAGAUAAGCUGUUUAACCAAAUAAAUGCAUCAUAGUUCAACUUUAUGCAGAUAACUUGUUGUUUGGCUUGUCAUGAACUAUCUUCCCUUACAUUGCUUCUUUUAUGCAGAAGCCAGAAAACGUCAUCAAAGGUAGCACUUAUUUAUCUUACAAUAUGGAAAGCAUAGGAAAGACUCCUAUUGCAACUUAGUAAUGGUUCAACCUUGUCAACAUGUUUGCUUUCUGGUGUAAUAAAGUAAAGUUUUCAAACCUA
Messenger RNA from Bombina bombina (fire-bellied toad), 1365 nucleotides. RefSeq names its product COP9 signalosome subunit 5 (gene COPS5). The record is from RefSeq and is a predicted model, not a curated record. Gene Ontology annotation, biological process: protein deneddylation. The coding region runs from base 146 to 1147 and encodes 333 amino acids. Gene Ontology annotation, cellular component: cytoplasm; COP9 signalosome. The transcript is spliced from 9 exons. NCBI's taxonomy places the organism in Eukaryota, Metazoa, Chordata, Amphibia, Anura, Bombinatoridae. Gene Ontology annotation, molecular function: protein binding; deNEDDylase activity; metallopeptidase activity.